GUGCGCGCUCAGCCCGGGAAAGCGGGAAAUGGCGGCGCCGAGCGCCCGCUCCCGGCCCGUCCUCCGGCCCAAGGGGCUAAUGGCGGCUGACAGGGGGCGCAGGGUGCAGGCAGUGUGUGGCAUGCAUCCUGACCACCAGGAGGCUCUGAGGAAGAACCGUGUGGUGCUGGCCAAACAGCUGCUGCUCAGCGAGCUCCUGGAGCACCUGCUGGAGAAGGACAUCAUCACCUUGGAAAUGAGGGAGCUAAUUCAGGCCAAAGUGGGCAGUUUCAGCCAGAAUGUGGAGCUCCUCAACUUGCUGCCCAAGAGGGGUCCCCAGGCUUUUGAGGCCUUCUGUGCGGCUCUGAGGGAGACUAAGCAGAGUCACCUGGAAGAUCUGUUGCUCACCACCCUCGGGGGUCUUCAGCACGUGUUGCCUCCAGUCUGGAGCCCGAGAAAUCCUGGCACAGCAGGUCCUGAUUUCUUACAGUUGAGCUGCGACUACGAUCUGAGCCCUCCCUUCCCGGUGUGUGAGUCCUGUUCGCCUCACAAGCAGCUCCGCCUGUCCGCAGAUACCGUGGAACACUCUCUGGACAAUGGAGAUGGUCCCCCCUGCCUUCACGUGAAGCCUUGCACUCCUGAGUUUUAUCAGACACACUACCAGCUGGCCUAUCGGUUGCAGUCCCGGCCUCGUGGCCUCGCCCUGGUGCUGAGCAAUGUGCACUUCACUGGAGAAAAAGACCUGGAAUUUCGCUCUGGAGGAGAUGUGGACCACAGCAUGCUCGUCACCCUCUUCAAGCUCUUGGGCUACUCUGUCCAUGUUCUACUUGACCAGACUGCACAGGAGAUGCAGGAGAAGCUGCAGGAUUUUGCCCAGUUACCUGCUCACCGUGCCACCGACUCCUGUAUCGUGGCACUUCUCUCUCAUGGUGUGGAGGGCGGCGUCUACGGUGUGGACGGCAAGCUGCUUCAGCUACAAGAAGUUUUUCGGCUCUUUGACAAUGCCAACUGCCCGAGCCUCCAGAACAAGCCGAAAAUGUUCUUCAUCCAGGCCUGCCGUGGAGAUGAGACCGACCGAGGGGUUGACCAGCAGGACGGGAAGCAGCACGCCCGGUCCCCUGAGUGCGAGGAGAGCGAUGCUGGCAGAGAGGUGCUGCUGAAGGUGCGGCUGCCCACGCGCUCGGACAUGAUUUGUGGCUAUGCCUGCCUCCGAGGGACGGCCGCCAUGCGCAACACCAAGCGGGGUUCCUGGUACAUCGAGGCCCUCACCCAGGUGUUCUCCGAGCGGGCUGGUGACACGCACGUGGCCGACAUGCUUGUGAAGGUGAACGCGCUCAUUAAGGAGCGGGAGGGCUACGCUCCUGGCACCGAGUUCCACCGCUGCAAGGAGAUGUCUGAGUACUGCAGCACCCUGUGCCAGCACCUCUACCUCUUCCCGGGACACCCGCCCACAUGAGGCCCUGUGGAGCCAUCGAGGGAGGCCACCGCACCGCCCGAGGACGCUUUCUGUUCCUCCCCUCAGGGACUGGGACUCUCCCAGCCUCUGUCACGCCUGCCCGCCGAGUCUGGGAGGACAGGCAGCUCCUGCGUGCUCCGCCUUCCUCGCGGCUCUGGCUGAACUUGUGACAGGGGUGUGGACUGCCGGGGAUGCCAUGGACACGGUGUCUCUGGGGAGGGGGCAGGUGGCUUCCUUCUUGCCGGUGUUCAGUUCCUGCCCACGGGCUUCUGUGGGUGGCUCCUGGGUGGUUGCUUUGGUUACAUCCAUGACGAGGUCUCAGAAAGCAGUUCCUCUUUCUUUCCUCUCCCACCCGCUUGGCCCUGGAGUGAGUUUGAAAAGUGUCCUUGCUUGACGUAGGCGUUUGGUUUCAAAGGGGCAGACAGGACUGGAGCCACACGGCACGUGUGUGGGUACAGCCCGCGCCCCCUCUGCCUCCAGGUCCAGGGUGCAAGGACGCCUUUCCACCCCACACUUGGCUCCUCUGGGCUCUAGGAGCCCAACCUUUUGGCUGACGUUCAGGCCUAGGGGGGCCCUUGUCUGUAACUCACUCAUCUUUGCCCGGGGACGUUCCAAAGACCUUGUCGUGAGCUGCCCUUCCUCCAAGCAGUGUUGCUGAAAUAAGCCCCUCAGAGGCGCCAGCAGAGGAGAGGGGGCGCGUCCCUGAACCCUGCCACCCUCUGCCUACGAGAGGUCCCUUUCCAGAAAGUCUUCCUAGGUGUUGUUUCGUUCUGUUUCUCCCUGUCUGCUUCAUUUCAUCCUCAUUUCAGGUUUCAUCCUUCCCCAAACCUGCUAAAUACGACCUCACUGGGCCAUUUGACUGCUCAAGGGAAGAAUGUAGAGGCCAUGUUCCUGCCUCCUGCUCAGUGUUACGUCCCCUUUGGUUUUGUUCAGCUUAUGUCUCCUGCUCCUUCUGGCUCCAUUUCAGGAAGCCCAUUGUCGUAGAUGUGUAUUUAUGCCAGGCGCGCGCUUUAUCUGUGCGUCUGUAGAGUUCUUAAAGAGCUUGCCUGUUCUUUAAAGCCUUCUCUUUUACUUCCAUUCUCGCCCCCUCCAUAUACUUUUGGCUUGGGGGUUUUAAUAUAAAUCUGAUCAUGUCAAUCCCUUGCUUAGUAGCCUUUGGUUUUCUGUUACACCUUAAAUAAAAUCCAUACUCCUGACGUUGGCCUGCAAGGCUCUGAGUUCUGGCCCCUACCUUCCCCUUGGACCUCACCAAGUACUCAUUUCCCUCUGCCAAGCCCCGGGGUUUGCUUUGUUUCUCCAGCAUUCUCAAGUCACUGCUGCCAGACCAGCACAGGCACUCCUGGGGGUCUGCUGAGCUGCACCCUCAGCUCUCUGGGCUUGGACUCAUCUUGGCCAGGGCGUAGCCUGAAUGCCUCGUUCCCAAGGAGGUCUUCCCAGCCCCUCUGUCCCUGAACAGGCUUCUGUGUUUUAUUCCUGUGCCUGUCUAUUUCCUUCAUCACACUUGCCACAUGUAUUUGCUUGCUUCACCUAUUCAUUUCUGUCUCCCCUACUAGGUCGUAAGCUCCAUGGGGACCGAAACCUUCUCUCUCAUUCACUAAUAGGUGCCCAAUGCCUGGCAUGUGUCGAUCUUCAAGAAAUGUUACAGGAAGAAACCUACUGGAAUCCUACUUUUUUACAACAUUCCCUCUCAGCAUGCACAGUGAACGUAUCUGUUCUCUAUAUUUUUUCCGUGUGUUUCGUUUUAUCCACUGGUAUCAUUAGCUCCUGAAGGCAGCGGUCACUUGGGAGACGACUCCCUGCCGUCUCCCCCGGCACCUGGCUCAGUGCCCGGCCUGCAGGAGUUCAGGUGCUCAACGAAUACUUGCUCUGAGCCAGGUGGUUCCCGGGGCUUGUUGCCAAGCCCUGCCCUUGGGUCAGUACCAUAUGGAAGUUUUGGGUGACGGGACCUUCCCACUGCCAGGAUUUUGUAUUCUACCAGGUGCCAAAUAAAUGUUCAUAUUUAUUACUGAUGUGUGCCCCAUGUCUCUGUCUAUAGAUAGCCGCCUCCUAAAGGCCACGUACUUCACUCCCUUAGCCCCUCCUGCCUUUCUCACCCCCGCCCAAGGCCUGCCCAGAGCAGAGCCCCCUCUUACCUUGCUGC
Molecule: messenger RNA, 3575 nt
Organism: Talpa occidentalis (Iberian mole)
Lineage: Eukaryota; Metazoa; Chordata; Mammalia; Eulipotyphla; Talpidae
Gene: CASP2
Product: caspase 2
Exons: 11
Coding region: 29-1435 (468 amino acids)
Biological process (GO): proteolysis; regulation of apoptotic process
Molecular function (GO): cysteine-type endopeptidase activity
Source: RefSeq, a predicted model, not a curated record